ACUUGGUUGGUUUUGGUUGGGAUUCAAACCAACCAUCCGCACUGUGCAUCCCUUUCUUCCUUCUUCGUCUUAUUAUUCUCCAAAACUUCCUUCUUACUCUUCUUCUUUCUGUUUCGCACCCUCCAAACGACGUUGUUUCUCGUCGUUCAGCCAUGUCGUACGACUACCUCUUCAAGUACAUCAUCAUCGGUGACACAGGUGUAGGGAAAUCGUGCCUGCUCCUGCAGUUCACCGAUAAGAGGUUCCAACCGGUUCAUGAUCUCACCAUUGGUGUCGAGUUUGGUGCUCGCAUGGUCACCAUCGAUUCUCGACCCAUUAAGCUUCAGAUAUGGGAUACAGCUGGGCAAGAGUCUUUUAGAUCCAUCACUAGGUCUUACUACAGAGGAGCAGCAGGAGCACUUCUAGUUUAUGACAUUACAAGGAGAGACACAUUUAAUCAUUUAGCAAGUUGGCUGGAAGAUGCCCGGCAGCAUGCCAAUCCUAACAUGACCAUCAUGCUCAUAGGGAACAAGUGUGAUCUGUCUCAUCGACGCGCAGUGAGCAAAGAGGAGGGAGAGCAAUUUGCAAAGGAAAAUGGACUUCUGUUCUUGGAGGCUUCUGCUAGGACAGCUCAAAAUGUAGAAGAGGCUUUUAUAAGAACUGCUGGCAAGAUUCUUCAGAAUAUCCAGGAAGGUGUGUUUGAUGUGUCCAAUGAGUCAUUUGGUAUAAAAGUUGGCUAUGGACGUCCCCAAGGUCAACCAGGUGCCAGAGAUGGAACUGUUUCAGCCAGAGGUGGGUGUUGCAGCUGAUUGAGAGGGAAACAACUCUGAAUCUAAUCCCUUUUGUGCAUCGAUUUCUGAAUUCCCUGUCUCAACCGAGUGUAUACUCUUUAGACUUAGACAUGGAACUUUUGAAUAGCACUACAAUUUCAUGUAUAGAUCUAAUCUCAAAGGCCUUCUUGGGACAGAUUUCACUACAUAGUUUAAUGGUUGGCUGUUGUGUUCAAUGCCAGUUUUUAUUUGCCUUUAUUGAUUUAUUAUUACUUGGCUUAAUAUAAACAUGGAGUAAUUUCUUAGUAGCUUAACUAAUACACUUCAUUCAGCGUUAAA
This is a messenger RNA of Glycine soja, 1088 nucleotides long. Its product is annotated as ras-related protein RABB1b. The record is from RefSeq and is a predicted model, not a curated record. Gene Ontology annotation, molecular function: GTPase activity; GTP binding. The coding region runs from base 153 to 788 and encodes 211 amino acids. The transcript has 6 exons. Gene Ontology annotation, biological process: regulation of endocytosis. Gene Ontology annotation, cellular component: endosome. NCBI's taxonomy places the organism in Eukaryota, Viridiplantae, Streptophyta, Magnoliopsida, Fabales, Fabaceae.